Adineta steineri is the source of this 1497-nucleotide messenger RNA. The record is from the annotation of a GenBank genome assembly. NCBI's taxonomy places the organism in Eukaryota, Metazoa, Rotifera, Eurotatoria, Adinetida, Adinetidae.
AUGAAAAUCUUGUUGUGCUUAACAUCAUUUAUUCUUUCAUGUUAUUUUGUCGAAAGUGUGCAACCAUAUUUUCCACCUCAGAUUGUGUUUUCUCCAGAUAAUGGUCAAACAAUAGUUGCAAUUGAUGAAAUUAAUCAACGAGCUUAUAAAACACUCACUUAUGGUGCUACAGGACGAGAAACAUCCUACGCUUUGAAAAAAUUUCCUUAUGCAGUUCCUGAUACACCUGAAUCAGAAUAUUAUGUUCAAUUACUAACAGAUUCUGACCCUUCCGGUUGCAUGUAUGGCACAUAUUGGAAAUUUGGAGGAAAUGUAUUUAAUAUAUUUCCUGCUCAUUGGUUGUCUAAUCGCACUUCAUUUGAAAUAAAAAGCUAUAUCAACUUUAAUUAUGAAAUGAAAUAUUCAAAUGAUUCAUCAAGUAAUGAAGAUUAUUGGUUUGCAAAUACAACAUGUCAAAUUUAUAAUGGAAAUUUUUAUCCAUGUCAAGAAAUUUAUUUUCAAAAAAAUACACAAAUUCCUCUUCGAUCAACUCGAAUUGUUCGUCGAGGUUGGGAUAUUGUCCAAGAAACCACAUCGUAUAAAGUUAUAUCAAUGGGAAAACCAGAUGAUAAAUAUUUUGAUUCAAUACCAAAAGAUUGGUAUUUAACUUGUCGAGAUGUUAUGCUUGGAUUUCUUUAUUAUCCACAAACAUCAAAGAUAGAUUUGAAUCAAAGUGCAAAAGUAGAAAUUUCGCUUAUUACUCCACCACAUCGAAUCAAUGGAAAUGAUACUGUUAGUAUUCAAUGGAAAUCAAAAGAUUGUCCCGAUUGUUUCACAUUUUCACCAGAACAAUUAUCUUUUAAUGCUAAAAAUUUUCAAGAAAAACAAACAUUAACAAUAACGCGUGUUAAAAAUGGUUCGCAAACAGUUCUUAUUCCGAUUUCUAAUGGUGGAGAUGAAGACUAUUGGUAUACAAAUGUAACAUGUACAGUAGAUAGUGGAGAAAUUUAUCCAUGUAAAGAAAUUUAUUUUAAAAAGAAUACUGAUAUACCUAUUCGAUUAACUGAAGUUCGACAUGUAGCAUGGAGUGUCAUUCAAGUCAUAACAAAUUUAACAAUAAUAACAAUUGGAAAACCAGAUGAUAAAUAUUUUGAUUCAAUACCUAAAAAUUGGUCUAUCGCUUGUCGUGAUAUUAAUCUUGGUCUUACAUACAAUCCAACAUCAGCAAAAAUUGAUUUAAAUCAAAGUGUAAAAAUUCAAGUAUGGCUUUCAACUCCUCCACAUCGAAUCAAUGGAAACGAUACUGUUCGUAUUCAAUGGAUAUCAAAAGAUUGUCCCGAUUGUUUUACAUUUUCACCCGAGCAAUUAUAUUUUAAUAGUCAAAAUUUUCAAGAAAAACAAAUAUUAACAAUUACUCGUGUUAAAAAAGGACUAUUAAUUUCAAUGAUUGUUCCAGUUUUUUAUGGAGGUGGUUUCGAUCUUGUUACACCUUCAAGUUGUCCGUUAUAUAUUCAAUAA